UCAGAGGAUUCGAGAAGAGUCGGAGGCGGCUCGGGCUCGCACCACUCACCAACUACCGCGGCGGCGGCGCCGGAGGAGGAGACGACGGCCACGGCGGCGGAGGAAGGCGAGGGGUCGGGGGCGAUGGCUUCCGUUGCCGCGGCGGAGGGCGCGGCGGCGGCGCUCCGGUCGGUGCUGUCGCGCGCGCAGCAGGCGGCGGCGCGGUCGGGGCGCGCGCCCGAGUCCGUGCGGGUGGUGGCGGUGAGCAAGACGAAGCCGGUGGGCGUCAUCCGCGGCGUGUACGACGCCGGGCAACGCUGCUUCGGCGAGAACUACGUCCAGGAGCUCAUCGACAAGGCCCCCCAGCUUCCAGAGGAUAUUGAGUGGCAUUUCAUCGGGAACCUCCAAAGCAACAAGGCCAGAGCUCUCCUAGCUAGUGUACCAAAUCUUGACAUGGUUGAGAGUGUUGAUGAUCAGAAGAUUGCCAAUCGGCUUGAUCGUGUGGUAGCUGACUUGGGAAGGAAACCCCUUAAGAUCUUAGUCCAGGUCAACACCAGUGGAGAAGAAUCGAAAUUUGGAGUAGAUCCAUCAGGAUGUGUAGAGCUAGCAAAACACGUCAAAUUGGGCUGCCCAAAUCUUGUGUUUUCUGGUUUGAUGACAAUCGGGAUGCUUGAUUAUUCCUCAACUCCAGAGAAUUUCAAGACAUUGUCUAAUUGCCGAAAAGAGGUGUGCAAGGAGCUUGGGAUUCCAGAGGAGCAGUGCGAGCUGUCUAUGGGCAUGUCUGCUGAUUUUGAGCAAGCGAUUGAAAUGGGAAGCACAAAUGUUAGAGUUGGGUCGACUAUAUUUGGUGCAAGAGAAUACCCAAAGAAGAACUAGGAUCGUUAUAUGAUCAGGACAUCUGGAGGUGCGCAGAUGAACCGGUUGUUCUUGUGGAUGACAUCUGAAUCAGCAGAUGGGAGAAGGAUCGUUUGAUCUUCUGGUUCUGCAGCCGAGUUGUCGUCUUCCCUUCCAUCUUUUUUAGAUUUGGGAAUAAGUUUUGGGAUGUUUUUCUAAAUAAAUAUUAGAAAAAGUGAUCAUCUUAGUUUCAUACUAUAACGAACAUGUUCCGGUGCUCUGUAGAUUUAUACAGAUGCUAAUGAAUCAAGAAACCGUCGUCUGCCUACUGCUCGUCGUGCUAUACGGGGCAUUGCGCCACUGGAGAGUAGAGACGGUCGCCGAGGUGUUGAGGUGUAAACAUUCCAUAGAAAUUUCUUAGUAUUCAAUCAUUUGUUUCAAAAAAAUAAUAUAGGAAAAACUCCUGUAGCAUUACAAUAUUACAAACUUCUUAUGUUUUUUCCUUCGAACGAAACAAGGCCAAAAUAGUAUACAAAUGGUUCGGGGUGGGAGGGGGGAGGCAUAAGAUACAUAUAUACUGUUUGGUAGCCAGCUUCUGAGAAUCUGGAAAAGCUCUGAAACCUAGCUUCUGGCUUCUUAGUUCAUUUUUUAGAAUCUAUAACUACAGAUUCUUAAAAGUUCUGGACCAUUUGGGAUAGCUUCUGGUAGAAGCAGCUUUUGGGAAAAGCUGCAGUUAGGAAAAGCUCUCUAAACAGGCCUCUAGAGUGUGUCGAUUUUCUAGUGAUCUCAAGUUUGCAGGUUCUAUUAUUUAUACCAAGGGUAGAGCUACAUAAGUGCUGUGGGUGCCCAAGAACCUGGUCCAACAAAUUUGUUAGUUGUAGUUUAUCUAUUUUUACCAUAUGUGCAUCCCGCUCUAAAUUUAAACUUAGAGCACUCGUAUCAGUGUAAACUUGGUUUAAAGCAGAGUAAAGCGAGUAACACCACUCUAUUUCG
Molecule: messenger RNA, 1806 nt
Organism: Oryza brachyantha (malo sina)
Lineage: Eukaryota; Viridiplantae; Streptophyta; Magnoliopsida; Poales; Poaceae
Product: pyridoxal phosphate homeostasis protein
Exons: 8
Coding region: 124-855 (243 amino acids)
Cellular component (GO): intracellular anatomical structure
Molecular function (GO): pyridoxal phosphate binding
Source: RefSeq, a predicted model, not a curated record